AUGCUGAGUUGCCCGAAACACCUGCAGCACUCGCUCCGUGAGUGCUCCUCUCUGGAGCGUGCGCUGAUGGUUGAAGGUGGGGGAAAGGGCGGAGGGAGAGAGAAAGCAUCCGCACUCACCCACAGCAGCGGCACCUUACCCCACAGCAUCCGCACUCACCCACAGCAGUGGCACCUUACCCCACAGCAUCCGCACUCACCCACAGCAGCGGCACCUUACCCCACAGCAUCCGCACUCACCCACAGCAGCGGCACCUUACCCCACAGCAUCCGCACUCACCCACAGCAGCAGCACCUUACCCCACAGCAUCCGCACUCACCCACAGCAGCGGCACCUUACCCCACAGCAUCCGCACUCACCCACAGCAGCGGCACCUUACCCCACAGCAUCCGCACUCACCCACAGCAGCGGCACCUUACCCCACAGCAUCCGCACUCACCCACAGCAGCGGCACCUUACCCCACAGCAUCCGCACUCACCCACAGCAGCAGCACCUUACCCCACAGCAUCCGCACUCACCCACAGCAGCAGCACCUUACCCCACAGCAUCCGCACUCACCCACAGCAGCGGCACCUUACCCCACAGCAUCCGCACUCACCCACAGCAGCGGCACCUUACCCCACAGCAUCCGCACUCACCCACAGCAGCGGCACCUUACCCCACAGCAUCCGCACUCACCCACAGCAGCGGCACCUUACCCCACAGCAUCCGCACUCACCCACAGCAGCGGCACCUUACCCCACAGCAUCCGCACUCACCCACAGCAGCGGCACCUUACCCCACAGCAUCCGCACUCACCCACAGCAGCGGCACCUUACCCCACAGCACCCGCACUCACCCACAGCAGCAGCAAUACGAUGUCUUCGGGAAGGCCCUGCAGCGACGAGACGUGGUGGAUGUUUGCCACUAUCGAAUCAGUGCAUAACGAGAACAGCCUGGGCGGGGAGGAGCAAGCGGUGGAGGCAGAGGAGGAGGAGGAUAGCGCGGAUGGUGCUGGUCGGACUGCCUCAGACCCCAUGUGCCCCGCUCGUGCUGACUCUCGUGCCACGGCUGCUGAUGGGGGCAUAGGCUCACCGCCAGCUGCUGUGAUUGAUGGCCCUCCUAGGCUCACCACUCGCUCUUCGAUUGAGUCACCUCUGCUUAGAAUCACACUGAACCCGCCGUUUUUCGUCCCCAGCCCUCCCCCCCACCUUCCCCAUUCUGCUCCUCUCACCGAGCGCAAAUCUACACCCGCCGCGCCAGCCCCCGACCCCACGUCAUCCCCUUCCCCACUAUCCGCCGCGCCCGCCCUGCCUCGCCCCUUUCCCUCCGCUAACCCCACACCCGCCCGCACAUCUCUCUCCGCCGCAACGGCCUCCGCCCGCUCGCUGAGCGAUUCUGUCGCUAGGGGGGCGUCGGCAGCCGGUGCUGGAUCAACCAAACGAGGAGUCAUUAGGUCGCGGAGUUAUGAAACCGCCCAGGGGUUCAGCGGCGAGGGCGUAUUCGCGAAGCGAGAAAAGAAACAACAGAAAAAGCAGCUGAAUCAAGCGCAGCAGCAAGAACAACAUGAGGAGGAGGAGGAGGAGAAGUUACCGAGUAACCACGUGCAGCUGUUCGAUCAAGAGGAGGAGGAGGGCAGCGGAACGGAGCAAGAGAGCGGCGCAGCAGCGACGCGGCCGUUCGUGUACGUGUAUGACCUGGGGAAGCAGCUGACGUCCAAAGUGCUGAAGCUGGAGCUGGAGUGGUACUCGGAGCAGUACGAUUUAGAGAAGCACUUAACGGAGAUGCUUAUGAGGCGUACAGACAACCCCGUGCGCACCAUGGACCCCGAGCAGGCGUCGCUGUUCUUCGUGCCCUUCUACGUGUCGCGCUACCUCUUCUCCUUCUUCCAUAAUGACAAGAAGAACAUGCGGCAGUGCAUCGAGAAGAGCUCACGGGCAUGGACGAAAGUCCUGAAAGCCGUCCGCACCACCUUCCCCUACUUCAACCGCACCAACGGCCGAGAUCACUUUGGCAUCCUGACGCUCGAUCACGGCCGUUGCCACUCGCUCACGUUUGCGGAUCCACGGCUGGUGGGCGAGAUGUUCUUCGUCACGUACAAUGGAGACAAGCUCGUGCGCAGUGACCAUGCUGCUAACGAUCCCAGCAUGCAGCUCUUGUCAUACCAGUACAGCGUGCCAGCAGACCCCACCAUCCCCUCCAUCCCAUGCUACAUGCCGGACAGAGACAUCCCUGUGCCCGUGGUUGUGUGCGCCCAGGUGGCCUUUGUGUCUUCCCUGGCCUCACCCACCCCCCUCCCCUCGCUCACCCCCUGCAGCUCCUAUCAUGUCAGUACGCUCUUGUCAUACCAGUACGGCGUGCCAGCAGACCCCACCAUCCCCUCCAUCCCAUGCUACAUGCCGGACAGAGACAUCCCCGUGCCCGUGAUCGUGCGCGGCCAGGUGCCCUUCGUGUCUCCCUUUGCCACGCCGCGCAAGUGGACGGCUAUUUUCCGCUUCGUGGCGUCGCCUCACAAGCACGUGCUGCUGGACGUGCGCAGCAGAAUCAUCCAAGUAAGAGGGGGGAGGGGGGGAGGGGGGGGGUGGGGGGAGGAGAUUGCACUGCCUGCUCCACUGCACGCGCAGGUGCCCUUUGUGCCGCCCCUGGCCUGGCCGCGCAGGUGGACGGCCAUCUUUCGCUUGGUGGCAUCGUCACACAAGCACAAGCACGUGCUGCUGGAUGUGCGCAGCAGAAUCAUCCAAGUGAAUAGGGGAGGAGGGGGAGGAGGUGUUGCAAUGCAUGUUGCACUGCAUUCAGGUCAGCACACCGGGCGCUGCAUUCAGGUCAACACACCGGGCGCUGCAUUCAGGUCAGCACACCGGGCGCUGCAUUCAGGUCAGCACACCGGGCACUGCAUUCAGGUCAGCACACCGGGUGCUGCAUUCAGGUCAGCACACCGGGCGCUGCAUUCAGGUCAGCACACCGGGCGCUGCAUUCAGGUCAGCACACCGGGCGCUGCAUUCAGGUCAGCACACCGGGCGCUGCAUUCAGGUCAGCACACCGGGCGCUGCAUUCAGGUCAGCACACCGGGCGCUGCAUUCAGGUCAGCACACCGGGCGCUGCAUUCAGGGUGCUCACUGCGUGCACUGAGGGUGCUCACUGCGUGCACUGAGGGUGCUCACUGCGUGCACGGAAGGCAGCCAAGGCGGACUUGGACUGGGGUAGCCAAGGAGGACAUGGCACCGGGGUGGGACAUGUUCCCCAAGAGCGAGGAGAGGACGGACCAGGACUGGCAGCACAGCGUCUUCUGCAUCUGCCCGCCCGGCCACUCCCAGUGGACCAGCCGCCCCUUCAAGGCGCUCAUCUCAGGGUGCAUCCCGGUGACGUUUUUCCGCGAGCACGACAACCCGUGGCAACGCUCCCUCAACUACGAUUCGUUCUCCAUCAACAUCGACCCUGAUGACGUGCCGUCCAUGCGAGCCAGGCUGGAGCAGGCAGACGUGCCGAGGCUGCAGAAGGGUGUAGAGAAGGUGCAGGCGCUCUUCCGGUGGUCCGGGUCGUGGAGUGAGGGAGCAGAGUCGAUGUUGCUGCAGGAGCUGAGAGCUAAAGUGGCAUUCUUACAUCGGUUUAAACAAGACUGA
Messenger RNA from Closterium sp. NIES-65, 3600 nucleotides. Lineage: Eukaryota; Viridiplantae; Streptophyta; Zygnematophyceae; Desmidiales; Closteriaceae. The record is from the annotation of a GenBank genome assembly.